UCACAUCCCAUCUGGAGCACGCUCGCAUUUCUCCCUUCUGCUUCCCUACCAUAGAGUCGCGCUGGAAACAGAAGAUAGAGGGAGUGGAGGAGCUCGCCAUCUCCAAGCGAUCUACAGCGGGAAAAACAUGGAGUCCGCUCCGGCAGCCCCCGAUCCAGCAGCCAGCGAGCCGGGCAGCAGCGUCUCCGAGGCGGCCGCCGGCGCCAGGGACACCCCGGCGAGCCUGGAGCCGGCCCGGAAAAGCGAUGCGCCGGCCGCCGGCCGCAGGCAGAGCUACUCCACCAGCGGUAGCGGCAGCAGAGGUAUUUCUGUAACAAAGAAGACUCAUACAUCUCAAAUUGAAAUUAUUCCAUGCAAGAUCUGUGGAGACAAAUCAUCAGGAAUCCAUUAUGGUGUCAUUACAUGUGAAGGCUGCAAGGGCUUUUUCAGAAGGAGUCAGCAAAGCAAUGCUACGUACUCCUGUCCUCGUCAGAAGAACUGUUUGAUUGACCGAACCAGUAGAAACCGCUGCCAACACUGUAGAUUACAGAAAUGCCUUGCUGUGGGGAUGUCUCGAGAUGCUGUAAAGUUUGGUCGAAUGUCAAAAAAGCAGAGGGACAGCCUGUAUGCGGAGGUACAGAAACAUCGAAUGCAGCAGCAGCAGCGAGAUCAUCAGCAGCAACCAGGAGAGGCAGAACCACUAACACCAACAUACAAUAUCACCACCAACGGGUUAACAGAGCUACAUGAUGACCUCAGUAAUUACAUUGAUGGGCAUACCCCUGAAGGUAGCAAAGCAGACUCUGCAGUUAGCAGCUUCUACUUAGACAUACAACCUUCUCCAGAUCAGUCGGGUCUUGAUAUUAAUGGAAUCAAACCAGAACCAAUAUGUGACUACACACCAGCAUCGGGCUUCUUCCCUUAUUGUUCUUUUACAAAUGGGGAGACCUCUCCAACUGUGUCCAUGGCAGAAUUAGAACAUCUUGCACAGAAUAUUUCCAAGUCUCAUAUGGAAACUUGCCAGUACUUGAGAGAAGAGCUACAGCAGAUAACAUGGCAGACUUUUCUUCAGGAAGAAAUUGAGAACUAUCAGAACAAGCAAAGGGAGGUAAUGUGGCAGUUAUGCGCAGUCAAAAUAACAGAAGCUAUACAGUAUGUAGUGGAAUUUGCCAAACGCAUUGAUGGCUUUAUGGAACUGUGUCAAAAUGAUCAAAUUGUGCUUUUAAAAGCAGGGUCUUUAGAGGUUGUGUUCAUCAGAAUGUGCCGUGCCUUUGACUCCCAGAACAACACAGUCUACUUUGAUGGCAAGUAUGCUAGCCCAGAGGUUUUCAAGUCCUUAGGGUGUGAAGACUUCAUUAGUUUUGUGUUUGAAUUUGGAAAAAGUUUGUGUUCUAUGCACCUCACAGAAGAUGAGAUAGCUUUGUUUUCUGCAUUUGUUUUAAUGUCAGCAGAUCGUUCAUGGCUUCAGGAGAAGGUAAAAAUUGAAAAACUCCAACAGAAGAUCCAGCUAGCACUUCAGCAUGUCCUACAGAAGAACCACCGAGAAGAUGGAAUUCUAACAAAGUUAAUAUGCAAAGUGUCUACUUUAAGAGCACUGUGUGGACGACAUACAGAAAAGCUUAUGGCAUUUAAAGCAAUAUACCCAGACAUUGUACGACUUCAUUUUCCUCCACUUUACAAGGAGUUGUUCACUUCAGAAUUUGAGCCAGCGAUGCAAAUUGAUGGGUAAACGUAUCACCUAAGCACUUCUAGAAUGUCUGAAGUACAAACAUUUAAACAAAAGAAAGGAAAAGGAAAAAAAAAAAGAGAAAAAAAAGAAAACCAAGACACUUUAUAUGGCCCUGCACAGACCUAGGGAGCCAACACACUGCACAUCUCUUGGCAGUCGGGGUCAGGCGAAGGAUGGGAAACAAUGAAACAAAGUUGAACUUGUUUUUCUCAUGCAUAUGAUUUCCAUUAUGCCUACAAAUAUGGACCCUUUUUCUGUCUCAGCUUCUCAAUCCUUGACCUCUGUUUACACAGACUGAGGGUACUAAUAUCAGAAGGUUGUUUUCUCUUGUAGUUCACUGCCCAGACUUCUGACAGAACAAUCAAUUUGUUGAUCAGAACAGAGAGUCCACCUAGUAAUCAGCGACUGGUGUGCAUUGCAGAGAUUUCAGCAUCAGUUUGCACAACUUGCUCAUUGUUUCAUGAAGGACGAUUUUUUUCACCUACCACUGUUUGCCAGUAGACAGAACGGCAUGAAAAGGGUCCAUAGCAAUAGCAACAAUAGCAUUAUAAUAUAUUACAGGGUAAAUGGGCAUGAAGACUAUAUAUAGCAAAAGAGAUAUUGUUUAUAUAUUGUUUUAAUUAAUAUAAAAUGUAGUUACUGGUAUAGCUUUUCUUGUUGAAUUGAUAAGGCACUUUCAUUUUGCACCUUUUUCUUUAAAUUAAAUGCUAGAGUGUUCAUUGUUGUGUUGCAUGUGCACCAGAAAUUCAAGUUUAACUGAAAAAGGUUUUUGGCAGGUACUGGUACAUUGGGAGGUAUUUAUGCUGCUGUUUUCCAUGUUACUUUUAAAGAGAGGCUGGUCAUAUCCUGAAAUGGUUACACAGAUUUUUUAAAAGAGUUUGAAAAUAAUGAAAAGUUUCUAAAUUAAAAUCAGCUUUUCAACUGUUAAUUUAAAAGGUACUUUUGUUUUUAAAUCUUUCAAACCUGGAUGUUUAAAAUUACAUGCCUAGAUUCAGAUUUAGGCACACAAGUCAAAAGCCUCAUUUUCAAAGGUGCUGAGUUUCCUUGGACAGAGUUAAACUAAGCAAUUACAGAUCGCUUACAGAUAGAAUAAAGCAUCACCCUUGAAAAUCAGACUGUUAAACAAAGUGUAUAAAGCCCAACAUAAAUCCAGGUUUGAAGGGAUUUACUCAAGGCUGUAUCUACAGUAAAAGUAUGUGUAUGACAUGUAUGUGGAAAAUUGAUUUUUAGACAUAAUAUUACAUACUUUUUACUCCAUUUUGUAAACAAUGCCUUCAAACUCCAAACUCUAUCAAAAUUCACAAGACGUUUGGUUUUGGCUUUAGUGAGAUUAGACAAUGACCCACGUUCUUCAAACAUCCACCAGUUCAAUUUAAAGUAGCUGAACAGAAUUGCUCUCUUUAUUUAAAUAGAUGCACUUUAAAGUUUAUCACAUGAGGACAGACCAAUAAAAUAAGGGCACACUGUUGCUAGAAAACAUUGUUUUGGACUCUGUUUAAUGCCUGGAAAUCACAAAUACCAUAAAUCUACAUUCUGUCAUUUUGAAAUUGUGAUUCCUGCAUUGCAUAACCAACUGAUAAGCCACAUUUUGCCAUCUUUAUUAAUACGUUACCAUUCUCUUUACAUAUAGUACUGUCUCUGAGUAAAUGUGGCAAGAUACAGAAAUUAAAUUAGUUCUGAAGGGAACAUAUCCACACUAAACCACAUCACAAAAUAAACUGUGGCUGUUUAAGCCAGAGGUGCAUAAUUGCUUUUGGAUGAGAUGAGUACACACAACCAGAUGUCUGGUAGACCUAUACAAAUGAAGUUUAUGAUGAAGUACAUAUGAAAAAAAAAUAGGACUUUAAAAAAGAGGAGAAAAAACCCACAAUGCACUCCACCACUUCAAUUUCCAAAGAUAAUAAAUCUCUUACAUACAGUCAUUGAAAAGUAACAUUGAAUUGAACAGAAGCACACUGAAGUCUAACCAUUUUAAAAGAAGAACUAGGUCAGCAGAUUAUUACAAGCAAAACAGAGGUUUAUUCUGUGAUUUGAAUGUUUCCUUUGGGGUCAAAUUGAGCCAUUGAGCCAUGACCUCUCUUAAAGUUUUUUUUUCAUCAGGGAAGCUUAUAGAUAGCACUGGAUAGCAGUUGGCUAUCAUUCCUCUAUAUGGUGUGAAAGCAGGGGGAGAUGGACAGGAACACUUGCAGCUCUGGGAGCACCAGGAUGGAGGCAUAAGUCCAGAGAGCUGUCCUUGUACUGCGCCAUCCUGCCCGCUCCCAGCCCAGCACACACUCUCUGCAGUCUCACUGAUACCUUUUCCUAGAAUCAUUGUUUACUUUAUUGGAGUAGCUGGCAUGAUACGGUACUUUGAUUCCAGUAUGUGUUCCUGUUUUUAAAGCAACCUUUUUAACUAACAAAUGUUUUCUGAAUGUGACCAGCCUUAGGUGCUAGUCCUUUAAAGAUCAACUAAACUUAAUUUCAGUGUCAACUAAUGAAUAAUGAAGUAAGGCUUGUACUUUUUUAGAGAGUGAGAUACAACUCCUAUUUCUGAAAAUAAGUAGACUACCAGGCAAUUGGGAUUAAUUUUCAGUCACAUCAUUAACCUAUCUUUUCCUGAUGAAUAUUAGUACUUUACCAGGCCUUUAAAUGCCAAUGGUUUUGUUCAGUAUCUAGUUCAGAGUAUUUAUACCCGUAAGUCACUGACAACACAGAAUUUGGGAGCAUUUAAUAAUAAAAUGCAUAAUCAUAGAAGGGUUCCAAAUAAGGCCUUAGCUGAAAGCCUGUUACAUCUAGAAUUGGCUUGUGACAUGAUCUCCCAGGCUAUGCAGCACCUACAUGCUGUUGUUUUUCACAGCAGGAGCUCCUGUGUACUAGCACCUUGUCAAACCAGGCUGUGCAUACACACCCCAAGUAAGUCUGCUUUCCUGAUCACAGUUAGCAGCCACUUGGCAAUAGAGUAUUACUGGCUUUGUUUUGCUUGGUAGAGACAAGGUAAAAAGAGAUACAGCCAUGGCAGAUAUACUGAAAAGACGGCAGUUGCCACAGAGGCUGUUAUGAAAAGGGGAUGUAGACUAGCCUCAGAGCGGCUGGCUGGAAUGACUGCCAUGGGAGAACCUGACGCGGCAGAGGAAGUGCACUCUGCAGAACUCUGGGACUGUGGCCUGGUAUCAGACAAUCAACAGACUAUUCAGUUAAAAACCAUACUGGGGGGCAGUGGAUAUUCACAUGAGUAUCUUCAUGAUCUGCCCAGCUGACUACAAACAAAAACGUGAGGAUAGCUGAAGAUAAAGAAGUAAUAUAUUGCUUUUGAAUGAUCCGUUCAUUGAGAUCUGCAAAGAGAUUUUCAUUGGGCAUAAUAUCUAUCCACAGAGAUAUUUUCUGGCUUUCUAGAAAAGAGUAUAGUAUACUGUCAUUUGGACCGCCCUAACAUACUUCAGCAUCUCUAACAUUGUUUGGCUUUUAAAAACUACGGGAUGAGGUGAAAAGGGAGGCUGUUUUUAAGUUUGGUUGUUCUUUAUUAAAGCUUAUCUAUCUUAGUAUGGAUACCAAGAUAUCUGUGUGUGUAUGUGCACCUGUGUGUGUGAGAGAGAGUACUGUUGUGCGCAUGUGAAUAUAUGCGUGGGUAUGUGUGAGUGGCUGCUUCUAGGCUCUUAAGUGUCAAUGAAAAAAAGAAAAUGUAUUGAAAAUACUUAAGACAAAAACAGAAGGUGGAAAAAAGAUUUAUUCUAUACAAAGCCUUGUCUGGACCACUUUAGAGAGACUUCUAUUUUUUUAACCCUUCUAUAAAUAUUUGAUGGCACUUGAAAUAUUCCUGCAAUAAAAUGUGAUUUGUGUAAACAUUAAAAAAAAAAAAGAUUUUGUAAUGUGAAACAAUGAAAGAAAGUAAUGUAAUUUUUCUAAAAAACAAAAAAAAACACAAAUGAACGAACUUUGUAUUAUUUUCUUGACGGAAUUUGUCUAUUUGUCUUUGGAAAACUUUUUAUUUCAUUGAAUGUGCCAUAGUAGAGGUGUGUGUUUCUUUUUCUUUCUUUUCUUCAUUUUUUACAUUGUAGAUUUAAGGAAUAGCUGUGUUCCGACAUUCCAAAAUGCAAGAUGACAUAGCAGUCAUGAUUAAAAGUUUAAUUAGUAAGCUUCAAUCAUUGUUGCUUUUUUUGCACAUGUUCUUCAUUCCUCUACAGUGCAAUAUGUACAUAGAGCACUUGCGGGUGUAACCUUGAUCCCUCAGGGAAAAUUACAUAUUUGUACAGGAUUUUUUUUGCCUUUUUUUUUUUUGCUAAGGAAUGUCGAUUGAAUCACUUGUCUGUUGUUGAGGGGCAGCCAGAUAAUAAUCCUAAACCACUGUCACAAAACAUUGUUUAAUAAUUUUGUGCCCUUUUAUUAUUUAAAAAGAAAAAUAAAAGUUAUUUUCUGACAGUUCUUUGUGCUGAUUGAUGAAAAAAAGGGUAAAUAUAUAAGCACCUUAUGAUUGACUUAACUGUGAAUGACAAUCCAUCUUGUUAUCAACAACAGAUGCCCUACCACUUUGGAGCUGGGGUUAAGAGUCAGAAACUAAUGUGCUCAGGGAUCUUCUAAAACUCUUCAACAGGGUGGCCAGUACUACUGGUGGGACAAAUUACUUUAAAAAGAAAAAAAAAAAAAACUAAUAUUUCUUCCCUUCCCCCCUCCCCGCAGGCACAAGAGAACUGGAUAGAUUUUUUUUUUAACUAAAUGCUCUAUGUGUGCCUCGUUCUGUGACUCAGUUUUGCAAUCUAUCUGCUCCUUGGUCUUUAUUUUCUUCCAAACAAAAUUACUCCAAACAAUUGCAAAGGUUUUGCAAUUAUAUUUUAGCAAAUAAAUGAAUGCUGAUCCAUUAAUGGAUCAUGAUUGAAAUUUAAUUUCAAUAACCUCUGGAUGUUGUUAUAAUCAUAGGACUUUUUCCAGGUGAAUUUCAGUGUUUUGCAAUAUAAAAUGGGUUUUCAGUAUUUAAAUUGUCAAAGAAAACAAAUCAGUUUAUGAUAGUACAAUAUGAAUGAAAAUGCAAUGAUU
Messenger RNA from Cygnus atratus (black swan), 6715 nucleotides. It is a transcript of the gene RORA, whose product is annotated as RAR related orphan receptor A. The record is from RefSeq and is a predicted model, not a curated record. The transcript is spliced from 11 exons. Gene Ontology annotation, biological process: regulation of transcription by RNA polymerase II; negative regulation of inflammatory response. Bases 128 to 1708 code for a protein of 526 amino acids. Gene Ontology annotation, molecular function: zinc ion binding; RNA polymerase II cis-regulatory region sequence-specific DNA binding; nuclear receptor activity. Lineage: Eukaryota; Metazoa; Chordata; Aves; Anseriformes; Anatidae. Gene Ontology annotation, cellular component: nucleus.